Messenger RNA from Suillus plorans, 501 nucleotides. RefSeq lists its product as uncharacterized. Lineage: Eukaryota; Fungi; Basidiomycota; Agaricomycetes; Boletales; Suillaceae. The transcript is spliced from 5 exons. Bases 1 to 501 code for a protein of 166 amino acids. The record is from RefSeq and is a predicted model, not a curated record.
AUGAGGGAGGUAGGGAGCUUCGCCGGUGUAAUGAGACAACAAUUGCUGGUCACUACACGAAACAAGUGUGUUCGACCUGAGGGGUUCGCUUUAUACAAAAAGGAAGAUAGUCCGAAGCGCGGGAAACAAAGUCCGAAGGUAAAAACGUUGGGUCCGAUGUUUUCGGGUUUUGGGUUAGCGGGUUACGUCGGGUUACGUCGGAUUAGCAUCGGGAAUGUAACAAAUUUCGAGGAUAGUGAAUGUGUUUCGGAUAAGGAAAGGAUGAUAUUUGCGGAAUUCAAUGAAGAACUACGAAUAUCUAAUGACCUCCUCCUACUCGGAGGUAGAAAGGUAAAUAAUGUUAGCGAUGUGAAAACAGAUGACUGCACACCUAGUGGGGUUAGAUACGACAGGACAGGACAUAGGGAGGACAAGUGUGCGGGAAAAUAUCGGGUCCGAUGCGCAGGAAACGUCGGGUCCGUCGGAUUAGCGUCAGACUAUGUUGGAUUAGUGUCGGGUUAG